Messenger RNA from Lycium ferocissimum, 1730 nucleotides. RefSeq names its product UDP-glycosyltransferase 91C1. The coding region runs from base 162 to 1583 and encodes 473 amino acids. The record is from RefSeq and is a predicted model, not a curated record. Lineage: Eukaryota; Viridiplantae; Streptophyta; Magnoliopsida; Solanales; Solanaceae. Gene Ontology annotation, molecular function: UDP-glycosyltransferase activity. The transcript has a single exon.
UAGUCUAAUCUUCUCACUGAAAUGGUCUGUGUAUAGGAAGUCAAAGCACGGCAGUGCACCAUUUUCUUUAUAUGCAAUGAUAAGAUCUGAACUCUAUGCUUUAUAGCAGUAUUAUAAAUUAACAGGUUAUUUGUUCUCUCAGUAGUGCUUUAAUUCCUUCAAUGGAGAAUGAAAAAGAAUCUCUUCAUGUAGUGAUGUUCCCAUGGCUAGCCAUGGGCCAUAUCAUACCUUUUUUCCAUCUAUCCAAAUGCUUAGCUCAGAGGGGUCACAAAGUCACCUUCAUAUCCACUCCAAGAAAUAUUGAAAGAUUAGAUAAAGUUCCCACUGAACUUGAUCCCCUUUUGCAUAUUGUGAGCUUUCCUUUGCCUAAAGUAUCCAACUUGCCAGAUGAUGCAGAAUCUUCAAUGGACAUACCUUACCAAAAAGCUCAGUUCUUGAAAAUCGCUUUCGAUUUGCUCGAAACCCCACUAACCACUUUUCUUGAAAAUUCAUCACCAGAUUGGAUUGUCUAUGACUAUGCUUCUCACUGGCUACCUAAACGUGCACACGAUUUAGGCAUCUCACGCGCGUUUUUUAGUCUCUUUACUGCUGCAACUAUGGCCUUUUUUGGACCUCCUUGGGCUUUGUUGAAUGAUGAAAGGUCAAUCCCCGAGGAUUAUACAGUUGUUCCGAAAUGGAUUCCUUUCGAGACGAAAGUCGUUUAUCGACUACACGAGAUUAAGAAGAACUUCGAAGCACCAGCAGAUGAAUCCGGUACCACUGAUGGAGCCCGAUUUGGUGCUUCAAUUGAUGGAAGUGAUGUUGUAUUGUUUAGAACUUGUGUUGAGUUCGAACCGGAAUGGUUCAACUUGGUUUCUGAGCUUUUUCAGAAACCCAUAUUAUCCAUCGGUGUCCUGCCUCCAUCUGUAAUACAAGAUGAAAAUUUAGACAGAAAUGAAAAUGAUACAACCUGGCUUAGUAUCAAGAAUUGGCUCGAUAAGCAAAACCAAGACUCGGUGAUAUAUGUUGCACUUGGAACUGAAGCAACAGUUAGUCAAAAAGAGAUAAAUGAGCUAGCCCUGGGGUUAGAGAAGUGUGGAUUACAUUUCUUUUGGGUAAUUAGGAAUCAACCAAGACAUAAACAAGAAGACACACAGAUUCAACUUCCUGAUGGUUAUGAAGACACAGUAAAAAACAGAGGUAUAAUAUACAGAGGAUGGGUCCCACAGACAAAGAUACUAAGUCAUUCGUGUAUCGGGGGAUUCUUGACUCACUGUGGAUGGAACUCAGUCAUAGAGGCGCUUUGUUUCGGACGGGUUUUGAUUAUGUUCCCAGUGAUGAAUGACCAAGGUUUGAAUACUAGGUUGUUGCAAGAGAAAGGGGUUGGUGUAGAAAUACCAAGAGAUGAAAAAGAUGGAUCUUUUACUAGUGAUUCAGUGGCUGAAACUGUGAAGUUUGCAGUGGUGAGUGAAGAGGGUGAGUCUUUGAGAGCUAAUGCAAGACGAGUGAGCGGUUUGUUUGGAGAUAGGAAUAGAAAUGGACAACUUAUUGAUGAUUGUGUUGGUUAUUUGAUGGAAAAGAGGAUAGGCAAAUCUUCUAGGUGAUUAAUAUUUGGCCAAAUAAAAGAAGAGCACAAUCUUGUUGACAUGUCGACAAUAAUAUGAGUUAAAAUGGAAGUCCUUGUAAUCUUGUUUUUUAUUUUAUCUUUUUCAUUUCAAAUUGAAUUACUGUUUCUUUUCAGGAAGUCCUCA